This is a messenger RNA of Phacochoerus africanus (Common warthog), 3034 nucleotides long. RefSeq names its product syntaxin 17 (gene STX17). The transcript has 8 exons. Gene Ontology annotation, biological process: vesicle fusion; exocytosis; intracellular protein transport. Gene Ontology annotation, molecular function: SNAP receptor activity; SNARE binding. NCBI's taxonomy places the organism in Eukaryota, Metazoa, Chordata, Mammalia, Artiodactyla, Suidae. The record is from RefSeq and is a predicted model, not a curated record. The coding region runs from base 142 to 1050 and encodes 302 amino acids. Gene Ontology annotation, cellular component: plasma membrane; autophagosome membrane; endomembrane system.
CCUAUCGUGGUGCCCCGCCCUGUCGCCCCCGCGCCUGCGCUGUGCGCGCUUACUGGUCUCAAGCGCCCCGGCGGGAGGUUUUUCUACAUGAGUGGAGAAGACAGUUGUUGCAAAUAGAAGAGAUAAAACAUUUUUUUUAGGAUGUCUGAAGAUGAAGAAAAAGUGAAAUUACGCCGUCUUGAACCAGCUAUUCAGAAAUUUAUUAAGAUAGUAGUCCCAACUGAUCUGGAAAGGUUAAGAAAGCACCAGAUAAAUAUUGAGAAGUAUCAAAGGUGCAGAAUCUGGGACAAAUUGCAUGAAGAGCAUAUCAAUGCAGGACGUACAGUUCAGCAACUCCGCUCCAAUAUCCGAGAAAUGGAGAAGCUUUGUUUGAAAGUCCGAAAGGAUGACCUAGGACUUCUGAAGAGAAUGAUAGAGCCCAUUAAAGAAGAAGCUUCAGCAGCAACAGCAGAAUUUCUCCAGCUCCAUCUGGAAUCUGUAGAAGAACUUCAAAAACAAUUUGAUGAUAAAGAAGCUUUAUUACAGCCUUCUUUGACCAGAUCCAUGACUGUUGGUGGAGCAUUUCACACUACUGAAGAUGAAACUGAACCUCAGAGUAUGACUCAGAUAUAUGCACUCCCUGAAAUUCCUCAAGAUCAAAAUGCUGCAGAAUCAUGGGAAACCUUAGAAGCGGACUUAAUUGAACUUAGCCAACUGGUCACUGAUUUCUCUCUCCUAGUGAAUUCUCAGCAGGAGAAGAUUGACAGCAUUGAAGACCAUGUCAACAGUGCUGCUGUGAAUGUUGAAGAGGGAACCAAAAACUUGGGGAAGGCUGCAAAAUACAAGCUGGCAGCUCUGCCUGUGGCAGGUGCACUCAUUGGAGGAAUGGUGGGGGGUCCGAUUGGCCUCCUUGCAGGCUUCAAAGUGGCAGGAAUUGCAGCUGCACUUGGUGGUGGGGUGUUGGGCUUCACAGGUGGAAAAUUGAUACAAAGAAAGAAACAGAAAAUGAUGGAGAAGCUCACUUCCAGCUGUCCAGAUCUUCCCAGCCAGACUGACAAAAAAUGCAGUUAAAACCAACCUUCAGUAUUAUUGGUGUCAACAUGUCUAUCCUAAUUGGGACCUUUGCUGCUAUUGGACACUCAGACAGCUUUUGGAACAUGAUUAUAUCAAGAUAGUGGCUACAGAUACUCAAUGGGAUUGAACUGUGAUAAGUGGAUAUAUUUUGUUGUUUGGUGGGGUAUUAAUGGAUAUAUUAGAGAUUGAGGAGCCUGGACUGAAGGUGUAUAAUGUUUAUCAGGUAAAGUUUAAGGUCUGCCAAGGGGUAGAUUUUCUGCCUGGAAAUGUGAAAACAAAACCCAUGCUUUGUUAAGGACUUGUGAUAUAUGGAGAUGUUGGGUUAUGGAAAGAUAGUUUUCAGAAUAGUUUCUUCCGUAACCCUGAUUUGGAAACUCUACGGUAAUAAGCAUAUUGUAAAUAUGCUUUUUUAUCUCCUAAAUAUAGGUUAUUUAAGCAUUUUAGCAAAUAAUGAAUGGAGGUUCAGGAGGCUUUUAUAUCAUAUAGGGAAAUCAGAAUCUAGCAAGGGGCACAAGUGAACUGCAUGGUGGUAUCCAUUUGAUGAGCCCUAUUGCAGUAUGGUCUAAGUAUAUUUUCUGGUGAAGGAAACUAAUAGUGUAAGAAAAUGGAAAGAGAGGCCCAAUUUCUCUUUCAAAUAUCUUAAUUUGUAACACUGGCUUCUUCUCUGAACUUGUUCUUCUCACUCUCUUUAGAUAAAGAACAGAGUUUCAAAGUGGUAGAUUUAUUAAGCCAGUCACUAAGUUUGCUUUGUUAGCCUGUCUCUCUUAACACCUCAAAUAUCUAGUAAGCUCUGCCUUCCUUCUCUUGUAAUUUUGAGAAGUCCUUAGAAUUAUGGGGUGAGUUCUAUCCAUAUAUAAUGCAGACCUCUCUCAUAAUCCUUUUUUUUUUUUUUUUUUAAAUUGUCUGCCAUCUCUAUUCGUCCUCUCCUGUAACUUCUAGGUAAAAAAGAGAGAUGUUGACCUCCAAAUAUUUCCAAUGUUGUUAAGAGACUGAGCUGAAAAAUAGGCUAGGUGGGAACACCAGAUCAUUUCUUGGGGCAUCUUCCAAUUUCACCUGUACUUGCUGCAUGGGGAUUCGCCGAUUCUAAGUCUUUUUAGCUGGCACUUGGAAGAGUAAAGAACCAGCUUUCUACCUCACUUCUUUUACUGUCAUCCUUUCUCCAGGUUCUGAUAUCUCCUGUGCUUUCCAUCACUUUUCACAGCUGCUAUUUCUUCCCAAGAAUGGCAGUCAUGCUUGCCUUUUCUCAUGUUCCAGCUGAUGAUGGACAAAGCAUGGUGCCAAGACUCAGUCCUAGUGGAGGAUUUGUGGUGCUAAUUGCAACACUUGAUAUUGAUAGCAAGCAUGGCCCAGCCCAACCCAAUGUCUCUUUCAAAUAGCAGAAAAUUUCUAAAUUUAGAAAAAAAGAAUUUAAGAUUACAGGCAGCCUCAUCGUGUACCCUCAAUUCCCUUGAAAUAGGAGGAAACCACCUUUUGCCUUACUCUUUUUACUCUUUUCUAAGGACAGAGGAGAAGGCAUCUACACCACAAGAAGUGUGAUCCAAAUGGAUUCAUCAGGCAGUUGAAUGGUUUAUCACUUCUCUCUUGCUGAGUUUACUCUUAAUAACCUUUAUCAGUUGCUACCUUUUACUUCUGUGUUUAAUCUAAAGAGACCUUUCUCUUUCAUACCUUUUGCCUAUCACCGAUGAAUUCCAAUGAGAAAAUGUACCGUUUCUUACUGUUAUUAAAUAAUUGGAAAACAUCAAGUAUUACUACUGCUGGGUUAUGUCUUUAAUAUACUACCAAGAAGGAAAUACUUUGAAUAAGAGUUAGAUUCUGAUCAGGCAUUUGAUAUUGGAAACCCAUAAGGUUGGGAUAAUUACUUGUGAACACCAUCUUUUUCUAUUUUCUGAUCCUUGCUGUCCCUUUUACACAGGGUGAUCAAACCAGAACAAGAAUCUGAAUUGCCCAGGGUGCUAAAUUAAAACAAGAUUCCUAAACUUCA